GCAGAAGAAGCCCGUCAAUCCUCAGCAACAGAAAAAAAAGGGAAACCGCAAAGGAGAUUUCGGACGACGGGUUUUGAUCUGCUGAUGUUGAGCAACAUGAUCAUGCAGGGUCCUUGGCGUUUUCGCUUUUGCUUUCCGUUGCCUGUCACAUCUUUUUUACUUUCCUUCCGAGUACAAGGUUGGAGCUUAUUGAAACUCCGGAGCAAGCAGGCGCUCUCUCAUCCCUCGAGUUCCUUGUACGGGAACUUUGCAGAUUGCAUGUCUCAAGCAGCCUUGCAGACGAGAUCUGUAUGGCUUCAUUCGCCUCACGAGAACGCCACGAUGUGGUGACAAUGUCCUUCGUGGUGACAAUAUGUAGGGAGUA
Messenger RNA from Neurospora tetraspora, 364 nucleotides. RefSeq lists its product as uncharacterized. NCBI's taxonomy places the organism in Eukaryota, Fungi, Ascomycota, Sordariomycetes, Sordariales, Sordariaceae. The record is from RefSeq and is a predicted model, not a curated record. Bases 85 to 330 code for a protein of 81 amino acids. The transcript has 2 exons.